This is a messenger RNA of Ostrea edulis (European flat oyster), 2543 nucleotides long. RefSeq names its product ZZ-type zinc finger-containing protein 3-like. Lineage: Eukaryota; Metazoa; Mollusca; Bivalvia; Ostreida; Ostreidae. Bases 94 to 1452 code for a protein of 452 amino acids. Gene Ontology annotation, molecular function: zinc ion binding. The record is from RefSeq and is a predicted model, not a curated record. The transcript has a single exon.
UGUUUUUCGCCAAUUAUGCGAACCCACUGCACAUGUCAGGAACUUUCACUUUGUAAUAUUUACUUUUUUCUCUGCAAGUAAACCGAGCUCCAUAUGGACAUCUCGGAUUCUAAUUCUAUAUCACAGGAUGUGAGCAUGGACGGAUUAAGUGAUGAUUCAAAUCUGGCCAGUACAUCAUCCUGGAAUGGAAUAUCUUCCACAGAACCAAUGGACGGAGACCACGGGGCCGAAGAAGAUAUUGAAUCCUAUUACUUUGAGUCAGAUCAUCUCGCAUUCCGCGGAAACAGCGAUUAUAACAUGAUGCUGAAAACUAUAGCCUUGCUAGAGGCACAAAGAAUUCAAGCCAUUUCGGAUAUUGAGAAAUUACAUGAAUGCAUGGAUGGCGCUCUGAAAGACCCCAUUGACUUCGUUAAUAAGCUGCAGCAUGGUGCAGACCUGGGAUUACCGAAGGCACAGCGGGUGGCGGAGUUACCUGCUAUUAACUGGGAGAAAUACACGAGCUCUGUUGACUUUUCGAGUCUGGGUUUUCCAAAGCAUGUUACACGAUUAAAAAAGCAGUUAGUCGAGGGGCCUGGCAAUCCGGAAUAUUUGGACGAAUCGAUGAAAGCAGAGGGUGAUGUGAAGUACGUUCGAGGUAGAGUAAAGAAAGAGGACAAGCCAGAAACCUUCAACAAGUUAUGGACAGCAGAAGAACAAAAAAGAUUAGAGCAACUUCUAUUAGAAUUUCCACCAGAGGAAGUUGAAGCCAAACGCUGGGCAAAGAUUGCAAGUGCACUUGGAAACAGAACACCAAUUCAAGUGGCAAGCCGAGUACAGAAGUACUUCAUAAAACUGGCAAAAGCAGGACUUCCUAUUCCUGGGAGAUUACCAAACAUAUCCAUUCACAGACCAAAGCAUUCUCACCGCCACCAAAGAUUUCAAAAGUUUUAUUAUCAGGCCUCCACAUUCAUGACAUCACACGAACCCCCAGUCUAUAUGUCUGAUGAUGAGAAUUUGGAGUCGUUUUAUGGCGGCAAUGAUUCACGAGAAAAUUUUGUCAGUUCUGGAUUCCAUUUCUCUGACAAUGAAGAUGAGCCGGAUGAAGACGACAGCAUUCCUUUAGAGCUGUAUCAUACCUCGGAGUAUCAAGAACUGGUGCAACUGAAGAAAAUGAAACGUCAAAAAUUGAAAGUAAAAAGUGAAGCAAGCUACCAACAUACUGGCUUCAAAUGUGAUAGCUGCAACCGUGAACCAAUUAUUGGCAUUAGGUGGCAUUGUCAGGAUUGCGAUCAGGAAGACUGUGUGGAUUUUUGUGAUAAUUGCGUAAACAGGAAUGUGGAGAUAGGGCAUCACAACUCUAGUCAUCGUCUGAUAGCUAUAACCAAAGAAUCCAUCGAUAGUGAUUACGAUUCUCAAACCUUCAUGCCAGAUGGCUAUAACUACCUGGACCCCAACUACAUGCCUGCAACUUAAAAAAGUCGAGAGUACGUGCAUACCUAAAAAUGGAGUGUAGAUUGACAGGAAGAGAAUUUUAUCUGGUGGAAUAAAUUCUGAAGCUUAUUUUGAAUAAAGUUGAAUGCAAAGUCUGUUCAUCUUUAUGUUGGGAAGAGGUUAAUCUGUAAUCUAUAUAUAUAAUUUAUGCAGUUGGUCUAACAAUAUCUGCCGAAGACAUGUUUUGUUGUACAUAUUGCAUAAUAAAUCAUGUUUAAGAAAUAUAUUUAAACAAUUGUGAAAUGUUGUUUACAUGGCCUCUUGUUUCAAAUGUCAGAGGAAAUAGGUCUACAUGCAGCAAACAUUUCCUGGCUCCACUGAGAGCCUACCAUUCCACAUUCCAUGCUUACAGAAAGGUACAUGUGUAUAUUGAUAUUUUACAGAUGAUUUACAAUGAGGUGUGCACUUGUACUUCAUUUCUUUAUUUUGGGAAUAACUAUCUUCUCCUAUGUUAUUAGAGACUGUUGACCUUGAUUCAGCUGAACUGUAAACAUAGUUUUACUGGCAAUAUGUUGGUGGAGAUGGUAAAACGGAUGUUUGUGGUCAUGAAAUCAGCAUCAACAAUCACAAAUGACAAAGGAGAUAGUUAUUCCCAUUCUAAUGCAGUUUUGCUUGAUGUUUAUGUUGUAUUUCAUCAAGUUUUGCUUUUUAAAAAGAUAAAAUAUGUCAUGAAAUAUUUACAUUUGACAUUAUAUUUUUUCAUCAUUCUAUAUUAUGACAUCGCAAUCAAUUUUUUUUGUCUUUUUCUUGCUUGUUUAACUGCUUAAUUAAACCUCAGUGCAUUAGCCAAUCAAAAUGCAAAUCACAAAACGGUAGCAUUAAAAUAUUUUUAUGCCUCUGCCAUGAAAUGGUGGGGGCAAAUAGUAUUACCCCUUUCCUUCUGGCAUACAGUGUAAUUUGUUAAGUUUUCCAGAUUUUUUCUCUCUUUUUUGCUGUCUUUUAAUGUAGAUAAUGAAGUAAUAUUUGGUAUACAUCUUUUUAUAUGACAACUUACAGAUCAAGUUCAAGUUUCAUGUUGUUUGAUCUAUUUCAAUUAAGUUAUUGCCCUUUAAAUAAACUUUGAAAAUUUUUAA